This is a messenger RNA of Symbiodinium sp. CCMP2592, 378 nucleotides long. Lineage: Eukaryota; Dinophyceae; Suessiales; Symbiodiniaceae. The record is from the annotation of a GenBank genome assembly.
AUGCUUCGUGAGACGCCGGAGGAUCCCAACGAGUUCACUUUCAGUGCCGCAGCCAGCGCCUGUGAGAAGGCAAAUCUCUGGCAGAGUAGCCUCGGAUUGCUCUUCGAGCUGCGGCAGCCGAAAAUGGCCGUGGGUGAUGUGGCUCUUUCAGAAGAUCCAGCACCAGAAAGACCUGGAUGUGGUCGUCUUCGGUGCCGUGAUCACGGCUUGCGAUGCCUUGGGGGGAAGGUACUGGCAGCUGGCCCUCCACCUCCUCCAGCGGGCGGCUGCACGCGGAUUUUGGGGAUUCUGGCCGGGCGAGCACUAAUCAAGCCCGUGGAAAGGGAGGAGGCCUUCCUCUUCCAGCACCGCCUCCUCCACCUGCGCCUCUGCCUCUAG